Messenger RNA from Anneissia japonica, 2575 nucleotides. RefSeq names its product tetratricopeptide repeat protein 25-like. The record is from RefSeq and is a predicted model, not a curated record. Gene Ontology annotation, molecular function: protein binding. Lineage: Eukaryota; Metazoa; Echinodermata; Crinoidea; Comatulida; Comatulidae. Gene Ontology annotation, cellular component: cytoplasm. The coding region runs from base 424 to 2253 and encodes 609 amino acids. The transcript has 10 exons.
UAGUACCUGUAGUAGCUUAUGUUUGUGUGUUAUGAACAUAUAUGUUCUAUUGAUAUUUUCUAUGUUAACUAUAGUUUAAAUUAUAGUUUACAAAGAAAAUUUGUUGGCAGUGAGGGGAUGAAUAGGGUGCAAUCAAUAGGUGUCUAUUUAUUGAUCGUUAGAGCCUCUGGUAAUAGAACAAAUGGUAGAACGCUCUAUUGAUCUUUGCAACAGGUUAAUCACAAAUCUUUGUGUAGUAUCCAUGGAGACACCAAGCAAGACCCAGCACUCACAUUUGCAGGGUCAGUGGUCAUAUUAAGUUGUUGCAGUUAAAACCUGUUGAAGAACUAUUAAAGCUUAAACCUGGAAUAUAUAUAUAAAAGCAGGAAUUUACUUUUUACUUUGCUUAUGUUUGGAGAGGACUAAAAGUGUUAAAAGAUAGACAUGGAAGAUUACGUUGAUCCAGAAGUAGAGAAAGCAGAGUUGUUAAAACUCUUACAGUCAUACAUAGGUGAAGCAGAAGACCACAUGCGAAAGAAAGAAUAUAAAAGAGCUGUAGGGGGCUACAAUUUGGCUCUGGAGCUUGAACCGACAGACAAGAACUGUUUAGUGGCAAGAUCCAAGUGUCACCUCCAGUUAGGCAAUGCAGCAGCAGCCCUCAGAGAUGCCGAAGCCUCUCUUAAUGAAGAUAAAGAUUACCAUAAGGGUUUGUAUCAGAAAGCAGAGGCGCUCUACCAGACCGGCGACUUUGAAAUGGCCCUUGUUUUCUACCAUCGUGGUAAUAAGUUACGUCCAGAGCUACAAGAGUUUCGACUUGGGAUUCAGAAGGCACAAGAAGCUAUAGACAACUCAGUUGGUAGUCCCUCAAAGGUGAAAUUGGAAAACAAGGGUGAUUUAUCAUUCUUCAGUAAACAAGAUGAGAUGAAAACAAAGAAACAACAUCGAAUGGGCUACACCAAACCAGGUACCAAACAGAUGGACAACAAACAGAAUCGUCGACCUGCCCGAGCGGAACCAACUGAAAAGGAGAAGGAAAUUACAAGACAGCUGUUGGGUGAUCUCUACAAGGACAGACUUUACCUGGAUAAAUUACUCAAAGAUGGAGAUUUGACCCGACCUAGCACAGAAAGUGGUAAUCAGAUUUACGAUUUGGUGGUGCAAGGCUUGCAGUAUCUGGACACAAGGACGGAAUUUUGGCGUCAACAGAAACCCAUGUACGCCCGCAAGAGGGACAAGGCUGAAGGAAGGCGGAAUAAGAACAAGUUACCAACAGAUCCGGCAAAAUUCAUCCUCAAAAACCUGGAAGAAAUUGACAACUCCUUGGCCAAGAACAAACCCAAAGAUGCCCUGAGUCAGUCCAAACGUGUCCUGAGGACAGUUGAAGGCUGGAAGGAAUCUGAUGUACCAGAUAAAGACGAUUACCUCGCUAAUUUACAUAGCUGCAUUGGUAAUGCACAAUUGGAUCUUGGCAACAUGGAAUCUGCAUUAAAACAUCAUAACAUUGAUUAUGAUUUAUGCAAAUCAAGUGGUAGCGAGGAUGGACGAUCAAGAGCAUUGGAUAACCUAGGCAGAGUGCAUGCUCGUAUCGGUCAGUUCAAGGAAGCAGUCAAGUACUGGAAGGAGAAGUUACCGGUGGUGAAGUCUGCGUUAGAGGCAACAUGGCUGUACCAUGAGAUCGGUCGCUGCCACUUGGAAUUAGGAGAAUUCUUGGAAGCGCAUGACUUUGGCGAGAAGAGCUUGAAGGCAGCACAAGAAGCAGGAGAUGAUGUCUGGCAGCUAAAUGCUAGUGUCCUUAUUGCGCAAUCUGAAGUAAAACUUGGUGAUUUGCACGAAGCCAUUGAGUCCUUUGAGCGGUCACUUGAAAUGGCGAAGGUCCAGGGUGAUUUCCCAGCACAACAGGCAAUCUCCAAAGCACUGGAAGAUCUCAAUGAAAAGAUAGUUAAAGGAUUGAAAGGAGAUGAUGAGGAGGAGGAGGAGGAAGAAAAUGAGGAAAAAAAGAAUGAUGAUGAGAAUAAAAGUGAUGAGGAGAAAGAGGAAAAAGAUGACAAAGAAAAGGGUGAAAAAAAUAAAGAUGAUGAAAAGGAGGAUGAUGAAAGGAAGGAAGACAAACAUGAAGACUCUUCAUCAGAUGAAAGCCACAAGUCAGAUGACAGCAAAAAGUCAGAUGACAGCAAAAAGUCUAAUGACAGCAAAAAGUCAGAUGACAGCAAAAAGUCAGAUCACAGUAGGAAGUCUAAUCGUUCUGGUGGUAAAAAGUCGUCUGAUGAAACAUAGUAAAAGUCAAAUAAUUAAAAGAUGUAGUUUUAUGUCAAAAAUUAAAUAUAAAUCUUAAUACAUUUGCUUAACCUUGACGACAUUGCUGAGACUGAACCAUUUUUGUUAUUACAGGCUGUCAACUUGGAUAUCACCUCAACUGUUUAUAGUUUAAUCUUCAUAAUUAUAUUAUUAUUUUUUAAUCUGAAUAGUUAAAUGUAAAAUAAAAUAUCAUUGCUCAGAAUUUCUAACUUCUGUUAUGUAUUACGUAAUGUCUGCCAUUUGUUGUUUCUUUCACUGUAGAUACCUUAUUUAUUUGAAUAAACACCCUGCCUUGAAUAAA